CAUGCACACAAGUUAAAUUGAAUCGUUUAAAUGAAUUUCACAAAUUUGGUUACGCUGCAAAAAUAUUGAAAAUGACGGUUAUUCUUCAAUGAUGUGACAUCUAUUCGAAUGUGUUACUAGUGUUUCAUAAUUGUGUUAUCGUUGGUUGUGGUUUACUAUGUGUGUAUGUCAUCUGGGUUCCUUCCAUAAUACUUGGACUGAAAGUCAAUAUAGAUGGUGUCAUGAGCCUAACUAUUGGUGCAUCAACCUGGUAUGAAAGAUCACUGUAUAUGAAAUAAUUGUCUAUGUUGUAGAGAAGGUAAUUCAGAAAGUGCAGUAUUAGUUAUGCUUCGACUUGUUGAUGGUCUGCAAUGCCAUUUACAUGGCAUCAAAUUUUACAACACGAGAGCAAUGAAUAUUGAGAAGUUGAAUCGAUCAUACCUACUUAUUUUGUAGUUGCGUGCAUAUACAGGCCUUUAACGUACACUGUUGUUCAUCAAACGAUAUUCUUUGAUUUUCGACAUUAAGUCAUCAGUGAUUUACCCGCAUAUAUAACAUAAUUUACCAACAUUUUGUCUUUUACAGUAACUUUGAUGCAACUAGAUUUUCUCAUCACCAAUCAUGCGAUUUGCAUAUUCACUCUGUUGCUCCCAUGCCAUCCAUCUCAAUAAAUUAACAUGACCACAACACAAUCUUGGAGUGGAAACUCCAUAUCAUCUCUCCCUACAAACUCUCCACAGCAUCUCAGCCACCACCACAUCAAGCGCAUGAACGAAAGUACGUACCGAGACAAAUGCAACCACCCGGAAAGCCGAAUCUCCAGCCGGAGAGUCAAAAAAGAAAAACCACGCACACAUUCCACAUGACUCAGACAUUUCAUCGAACACCUCUCCUGCACAUAUAAAUCCCACUCCCCCCAAAUCCAAUCCCCGCCAUCAAAUCAUCUCGAAAGCAGCAAGCAUUAAUUAACCACCAGACCACGUACACCAUGAGUCCUCUUCGCUACUCGGCAGCCGUGGUUAUCUUGGUCGUAGCCACCAUCGUCGGAGUAAUGGGCGCCAACGAGCCGGCGCCGCCGGCGUGCUCCACGGUGUACGACGAGCUGCAGCCGUGCAUCCCGUACUUCACCGGACGCGGGGACCCGGCGAAAGAUUGCUGCAGCGGGGUGAAGGCGCUGCAGCCGUACUCCAAGGCGAAGUCGAAUCGGGUGGCGAUCUGCCAGUGCCUGAAGUCGAUGGUGAAUUUGGUCCCGGGGGUCGAUUUGUCAGCCGCGUCCAAGCUGCCGAAGAAGUGCAACGUCAACGUCAAGCUUCCCAAGCUCUCUCUCGACAUUGACUGUUCCAAGGCCUGAUGAGUGAUGAUGAUGAUGAUGAUGAUGAUGCAGUCGGUGAGGAAUAAUGGAUGGAGUAGUUAUGACUAUUGAAAUAAUUCUAUAUCCUGCAUGGAAAAAUGAAGGGGGGAAAGUGUUUUAUUGGGUUUUUGGUUAUCGCGAGACGAUAUGUAUUAUGUAGCUCGUAUAUGAAACAAUAAAGUCAUGUUUGAUGAAUGAUGAGUCUUUGUUUUCUAUCCAAGUAUGGCUUGAUGUUUUGAAUUGGUGAAAAUUUGUUCGGAACUCACGACUCGUCUAUUAACGAGAUUCAUGAACUCGCUGGGCUUGUUGAGUUCAACUCAUAAGCUGACUCGUUUAGAGCUCGUUAAUAAACAAAUUGAGUAUGGGCUUGGCUCGUUUGAUUCGAGCCAAAAUUAGGAUAAAGUUUUACUCGACAUGACUCAUUUACAAUUCUAAAUACAUAUUUAAUCGAUUAAUUUAACAUACACGAUAUUAUAAAAAAAAAAAUAGGCUUAAUACACUCGCAUAGCCAUAACUAUUCGAGUUGUGACAACAAUAGCCACUUUUUACAAAAUACACAGAUCUAGCCAUUCUGUCCAUAAGAUUAAUGGCAAAGUAACGGAUGUUGACUAAAUAGAAGGUUAUUGGCUAAGUUGGAAUUUUUCGGCCACGUAAGAUGCCAGGUGGAUUAUGGAAAUCAUUUAAAAAAAAACGAAACAAAAAACUCACUUUACCUUUUUCGAUCCGUCACUUUACCAAUUACCAUUUCCAUCUACCUUUUCACCCACCCGAUAUCCUCUCCUUCUCCUUCUCCUUCUACAGUCGAACCUCCACCAGUUCUACCGAUCAACGGCGACGGCGACGGUGGAUUGAGAAGCAGAACCCACCCCUCAAUCCACCCACCUAUCCUGUUCGUUGAUCCGCCCCUUCAUCUCUGUUCGAUAGUCGACUGUGCCAUGCAUCAUCCGGGCUGGCGAGUAGAGAACUGAAGCAUCGCACCCCUCGACCAGUUGCAACGACGGCAACGAACCCUAAUCCACUCCUGAAUCAGGCGAAGAAGGCAACAUCGAAUCAGGCGAAGAAGGAAACGAAGGCGCCAUAGCUAACCCCAUUCCUCCGAGGAGUCCUCUGUGACAUGAUUCAGCUGAGAGAGGCGUCGGCAACUAGAGGACGAUGACAGAUUGAGUGGUUUGGGGGGGGGGGGGGGAACGAGACGGUGGCGGGGUUUUCAGGACGAGGCGACGACGCGGGGGAGGGAGGGGGGGGUUGGGGUUUGGGAUUGGAGUGCGACGGCGCGGGGGAGGGAGGGGGGGUUGGGGUUUGGGAGUGCGACGGCGCUGGGGGUUUCGGGUGGAAACCUAAAUGCAGAAGAGAAGAGAAUGGGGAUUUGGACGAACAGAGACGACGAAGAUGAAAGAGUAAAUAAGGUAAUUUUUUUAUUUAUUUCUCAAAGUGGUAAUGAUUUUUUUAUUUAUUUCUCAAAGUGGUAAUGAUCAAGUCCACGUCACCGCUGAUGUGGGCAAGGUCAGUCUACUUGGCGAUGACAUGGCGUCCAGGUGGAGGCCACGUAGGUGACACAAGGACGUUACUGACGGCGCGUCUAACGACGUUAAAGUUUUUUACGAAAAUGGCUAAAGUUGACAACAUAGUUUCGAAAAGGUGGCUACAUUUGGGAUUUUUUCAAAUUAUGGCUAUUAUUGUCACAACCCGAGUUUUUUUGGCUAUACAAGUGUAUUUUGCCAAAAAAAUAUCAUAACAACUUACUUUGAAAGUGACAAUAUCAUUAGUUAUAUCCAAAUUUCGGUAACCAUUUUAUUUGUUUCAUUCAUACUCUGUCUUUGUGUUAUUGUCUUCUUGAUAACAAUCAAAUAAGGACUUUGUAUCGACUUGAGUAAAGUCAUCUUCAAAAAAAAAAUUAUGGAAAAGUCAUCUUCAAUAUUCACAAAGGAAUAGAAACACCAAAAUACAAAUACAACGUAAGG
Linum trigynum is the source of this 3291-nucleotide messenger RNA. The record is from the annotation of a GenBank genome assembly. NCBI's taxonomy places the organism in Eukaryota, Viridiplantae, Streptophyta, Magnoliopsida, Malpighiales, Linaceae.